UCAUUGAAACGAAAUACCACUACUGCACCAACAGAGAGAAGCAAAGAAGAAUACACAAUUUAAGAGAAAAGAAAACGGAAACGCUUCGCGCGCACUUGGGUUUUACUGGGGUUUUGCACGAAGGUAUAGAGAGAAAGGAGAGAGUCACCAUUGAUGCAGAGGAAAAGCUCUGAGUUUCUGUUUAAAAACCCUAAAUGAAGCGUUUCUUCCAGCCUAUACAGAAGGAUGGCUCGUCCAAGAAGCCUUCUCUCUCUUCGCCGGAAAAGAUGUAUUCCUGCAGUCAAUCGCCAGAGAAAACAAACUCCGGUAACUCCAUACCGGAAAACGCAGAGCCCCUCAAAUUUGUGACAUGGAAUGCGAAUAGUUUUCUACUUCGCGUUAAGAACAACUGGCCUGAGUUCACAGAGUUUGUUAGGCGCAUUGAUCCUGAUAUAAUUGCCAUUCAGGAGGUAAGAAUGCCUGCAGCUGGGUCUAAAGGGGCACCCAAGAAUCCGGGAGAGCUGAAAGAUGAUACAAGUUCUUCACGUGAAGAAAAACAGGUGUUGCUUCGUGCUAUCUCCAGUCCUCCUUUUGGAAAUUUUCGUGUGUGGUGGUCUCUUGCUGAUACCAAGUAUGGUGGAACUGCUUUAUUUAUAAAAAAGCAAUUUCAACCAAACAAAGUGUCAUUUUCUCUUGAACGUUCAGGUUCAAAGCAUGAACCAGAUGGCCGUGUUAUAUUGGUUGAGUUUGACUCUUUUUGCUUUCUGAAUACAUACGUUCCGAACAAUGGCUGGAAAGAUGAUGAUUCCUCUUUCAAACGCAGACGUAAAUGGGAUAAAAGAAUGCUUGAGUUUGGUUGUCAGUCUUCAGAAAAGCCAUUGAUUUGGUGUGGGGAUCUAAAUGUGAGCCAUCAAGACAUCGAUGUGAGCCAUCCAGAAUAUUUCAGCAAUGCCAAGCUCAAUGGUUAUGUACCGCCAAAUAAAGAGGAUUGCGGACAGCCUGGAUUUACCAUUGCUGAAAGGCAACGGUUCUCUACUAUACUGUCGGAGGGAAAACUGCUCGAUGCUUACAGGUUCCUUCACAAAGAACAAGAUCUUGAGGGGGGUUUCUCUUGGUCAGGGAACCCCAUUGGCAAAUACAGGGGGAAGAGGAUGAGGAUAGACUACUUUCUAGUCUCUGAGAAACUCAAAGACAGGCUUGUUGCAUGUGAAAUUCAUGGGAAAGGGAUUGAAAUGGAAGGGUUCUACGGUAGCGAUCACUGCCCAGUUUCACUCGAGUUGUCCCCUGUCAAUGAGGCCAAUGGGUUUAAAGCCACAGAAUGUGGACCCACUGAGAAUUAAAUAUGUGCACACAUAGACAAGUUCUGAGGAUUGUAGCAUCUGAAACCAAUAGAGAAGAAUAUGCCGAGACGGACUUGUGCCAUAAUGGAUGGAAAGGAUAAGGUGAUUACUCUCUCUC
Molecule: messenger RNA, 1437 nt
Organism: Amborella trichopoda
Lineage: Eukaryota; Viridiplantae; Streptophyta; Magnoliopsida; Amborellales; Amborellaceae
Product: DNAse I-like superfamily protein
Biological process (GO): base-excision repair
Cellular component (GO): nucleus
Molecular function (GO): phosphoric diester hydrolase activity; double-stranded DNA 3'-5' DNA exonuclease activity; DNA-(apurinic or apyrimidinic site) endonuclease activity
Source: RefSeq, a predicted model, not a curated record